GCAUCUAGCAACGUGAAAUGCACUUCGCAAGGCGGCCGGGUGCAGCCGAGGCAAUCAGCGCGAGCCGCUCCAGCCCAAGCAGACGACUUCCUUCCGGGAGGCGGCAGCAGGAGACAUCACAAGAACGGCGCCGUCAGAUGGACAGGCAGCUAGAAGAUGGAUCCAGAGAUCUCCCUCAUGUUCCAAAGUGCAUCCCCUUUGGGGAUCCCCGAGUGCCAUGUCGGAGCUGAACUUUCCCCUCUAUACGACCGACACCCGCUACCUGGCGACCGGGUCCAGAUCGAGACCACCUGGGCAGCACGGCGCCAGCAGGAACCGUGGCUCUUUGACGGGGCCAAAUUCCGCCUCCACUCUAUCAAGCAGGAGGGGGGCAUUUUGGUGUUCCGUCUUGGCCUCACCAGCUACAAGGACUUUGUGGGCACCAACCUGGCCGGCAGAGUCGAGCAGCUGCGUCGGCAAGGCCAUGAGGAUUUCGGCAACAGCCAAGCCUACCUUGCCGACCCCCUGGGCGUGGGCGCCAUGUUGCACACGGCGGACGAUCGGUUUGUCUUUUUGCGGCGCAGCCUGUGUGUGGGAGAAGCACCUGGGAAAGUUGACGUUCCCGGGGGGCAUCCUGAACCAUUGGUUGUGACAGGGGAUACCACCUCACAAGGACCCAUCCGCCAUCAGGACCUCCCUGGAGAGCUAGUGGUGAAAGAGCUGUUUUCCUCCGUGUUACGGGAGAUUCAGGACGAGGUUAACCUCCCUCCAUCCAGCUUGAGCUGUCCAGUGUUGCUCGGGAUAGCUCGGAAUGAGACGAGCGGGGGCGGAGCCAGUGCCGAAUUCUAUGUCAGGUGUAGUCUGACUUCUGAGGAAGUGCAGUGUAAUUAUGCCGUCGGGGGCCCUGAAGCCCAAGAAUCUACUAGCAUCAUAUUUGUCACCAGAGAAAACGUCCUGACUAUGGAGCAGAGUGGGGAUCUGUGGAAAGAACUGUGCCCUUCGGGCAAAGGGGCCAUAAAACUCUACACAGGAAUGAUGGGACAGCACCCGUGAUGUGACAGCCAAUGAGAAAUGGUGAGAGGAAGUCAGCAACUCAGGGAUUCUUCAGGACUUUUUAACAUUUUGGGGAGAAUAAAAUUGCCGGCAUGAAGUCCUUUUCGUUGCUUCCAUAGCAAGUGGGUUUUUUACGAGGACGGGUUGUUAACCCAAUACACUAACCUCCUCCUUUCACAUCUGGGGCCUGGGACAGGCAAUGACGGAAUAAUUCCAAGACCGAAACUGCUGGAGAGCACUUGUUGCACGAUUUGCUACUUAGCAUGGGAGGAUCUCACUAAAAUUGCCAGUUGUUUGUUGGCACAGCUGGAAUAUUACUCCAGGAAUACAAAUAAGUGGGCUUUCCCUCCCACUGCUGUGAAACUGAACAGGCUAAUUUCUUCUUUGUGCCUUGACUAAUCUGUUGUUACUAUGCCUAUUUGUUACCCACUUCUCAAAAUAAAGACUUGACUAU
Molecule: messenger RNA, 1486 nt
Organism: Sphaerodactylus townsendi
Lineage: Eukaryota; Metazoa; Chordata; Lepidosauria; Squamata; Sphaerodactylidae
Gene: NUDT22
Product: nudix hydrolase 22
Exons: 6
Coding region: 157-1032 (291 amino acids)
Molecular function (GO): GDP-mannose hydrolase activity
Source: RefSeq, a predicted model, not a curated record